CAGCGAGCACCGAGCAGAUCCCUAACCGGAAGGUGACGUCAAUUCUUCGGAACGUUAGGGACUUUCCGAGCUUUGUCAGUCUGCGAGCUAUUCUGGUUCCACCAGAAAAUAACUCAAAGGGGGAAUUUCAUUAUCCUCUAAAAGAUUACAAAUAUUUUUUAGUUAGAUUUUUAGCCUUCAAUUAUGGAAGCUUAGACACCCAGAAAAGGGAUGCCCCAAACGGGGAGAGGGGUUUGAAAGCACAUAUUCCCAGGUCUGUAUGUGUGCAUGCUUGAGUUUUUUUGUUGUUGUUGUUUUAAUUUAUUUUAAUGUUUAUCCUUAAGCUUACACAGAAGUUUCAAGGGUUACAUAUGUCUGUGGUAAAGGUGGAGAACAACAGGGUGUAUACUGAUCCUGGUUGAUCUGUCCCAGGAUCAGACUCGUAAUGAUAAUAUUCAGGCUGGGUUUGAUUCACUGCAGUGCUUUGUUUAAUUACAUAUUUACUUGCACUGUUUCUGACAGGUUUUGCACUUUGGCUUUUGUGCUUCCUGUUAGCUACCGGUAAAAAAAUAAGUAGAGAAUACGAGCUCUUAAGUUUUAUGCGUGGCUUGCCUUCAUUUUCACUCUUAAGCGUCCCAUCUUGUCUUUGGUUAAUUUAGCUGUAUUGGCGUUCUCAGUUUCUGUGUGUAUGUGUGACUUGAGUGUGAAUAUGUUUGAAUGAAAGAAAGACCUUGGGUUUUUUUCAAACCCCUCUCCCUCGAAGGGACAUCUCUUUUUUUUUUUUUUCUUCUUACUAUUAAUAUAAAAAAAUCCAAAAAUGGAAACUCUUGUUCAGCUAAAAAACAACCAGUUUUUGAUGGGACUGUGUCGUAAUGGGCCGCCACCUGAUCUACAAUACGACAACUCUUCAGAGCUUUAUCGCAUAUCUACUUUCGCCCGCUUCCCAGCUUCCCCCGUCACAGAGCGAAGCCUGGCGAGGGCGGGCUGGUUCUACACCGGCAUGGGCGACCGGGUGCAGUGCUUCAGGUGUAACGUGACGGCCGAGGGCUGGCAGGCUGGGGACUGUCCGACAGAGAAACACAGACAGCUCUCGCCUUCCUGCUCCUUCAUUCAGAGCCUCCCAUCCACCACCAACCUUCUCUCUUCCUCCCACUCUGCUUUCUCUCCACUCCGUAUCGCCCAGGCUCUACCACUUCCUGGUCCCGGUCCGGCUGCUCCCAACCCGUCAGUAAGCCAAGUCGAGGAUCCGGUUGGUUUCUUGAACACGGCCUUCUCUGCUCUGCCGCCCUCCAGUCCCCUGAGCUCUCGGGGUGUAGAGGACAUGUCCCAUCAGAGACCCACGUGCCACAACCCAAGCAUGCGCAGAGAGCAGGACCGCCUGGACUCCUUCCACUCCUGGACGCUUUCCAUCAUCACCCCCACAGAGCUGGCUAAGGCGGGCUUCUACUACCUGGGCCAAGGGGACAGGGUGGCCUGCUUCAGCUGCGGUGGACAGCUGAACAACUGGGAACCGGGUGACCGGGCUGUAUCCGAGCAUCAGCGCCAUUACCCAAACUGUCGCUUCGUCCGGGGGGACCGAGCCGAUAACGUGUCGCUGUCCGGCGCCGCAGGAACCGUAUCUUUAGCAACGACAUCCCAGGUGCCAGCUGGAGCCCCAGCCCUCACCAGUGUGUCCAACCCCUCCAUGCAGCAGAGCGAUGAGCGGCUUCUCACCUUCGUCAACUGGCCGUCUCGUAUUCCAGUCCGACCCGAACAGCUGGCCAAGGCCGGCUUCUACUAUGUGGGGAGAAACGAUGAUGUCAAGUGUUUCUGUUGUGAUGGAGGCCUGCGGUGCUGGGAAUCUGGGGAUGAUCCAUGGGUUGAACAUGCAAAAUGGUUUCCUCGGUGUGAAUAUCUGCUUCAGGAGAAGGGACAAGACUUCGUCCACCAGAUUCAGGCUCGAUUCCCUCGCCUGUUUGAGCAGCUUCUAACAACAGGAGACACCAGCUCCAGAGAGUUUGUGGAUCCACCAGUGGUACAUCUGGGUCCAGGAGAGGAGCGGUCAGAAGAUGCCGUCAUGAUGAACACACCUGUGAUCAAAUCUGCUCUAGAGAUGGGCUUCGACCGCAGCCUCGUCAAGCAAACGGUGCAGAGCAAGAUCCUGACGAGCGGCGAGAACUACCGGACCGUCCAGGAGCUGGUCUCAGAUCUGCUCAGCGCUGAAGACCAGAAGAGGGAGGAGGAACGGGAGAUGCUAGCAGAGGCGAUGGCGUCAGAUGGUUUUACGUUCGUGAAGAGGCAUCAGGCGGCAUUGGCUCAGCGUCUGAAGAGUGUCGAGCCGGUGUUGGAGCAUUUAAGAGAACAAAAUGUGUUAUCUGCUGAGGAUUACAGCGGCCUCCUGGCCCAGACCACAGCCCAGCAGCAAACUGCCAGGCUGAUCGAACUCGUCCUCAAUAAAGGAAAUGCUGCCGCCGAGGUGUUCCGCAACUGGAUCCAGAAAAACGACGUCCAUCUGCUCAGAGACCUCAUGGGUAUGACUUCACCACAGGACACCAACACAGACCUGAGAACUCAGUCAAAUGAAGCUUCUUCACCAAGCCAAGAUCUUUCAGACCUACCAAUGGAGGAGCAGCUGCGGCGCCUGCAGGAGGAGCGUACCUGCAAAGUUUGUAUGGACAAAGAGGUCAACAUCGUCUUCAUCCCAUGUGGUCACCUGGUAGUGUGCAAGGAGUGCGCACCAUCCCUGAGGAAGUGCCCAAUCUGCAGAGGCCUUGUUAAAGGCACAGUUCGAACCUUUCUGUCAUGAGGCAACAUGAUGCCUAGAACUUAAAGCAAAAUGUGUUGUAAAAAUAAAUUAUUUACUUUUAGCCAUUUUGUGGCCAUUUCAUGUAAACUGAAACCAGCCCAAAAGGUUUACUCAUCAAGAUGUGAAUAAUUCUUCAGUCUGAAAGUAGUCCCUUUUUUUCCCCUUGUAUCAGGUGUGCAAUAUCCAAUCUUCAAUCAGUGCAAUAACCUUCUGUAUAAUUAACUCAUUUCUUUCAUAAUCCACUGUAUUACUGCUACAAAGUUUUUAUUAUAUUAAACCAGUAAAACUUAAAA
This is a messenger RNA of Poecilia latipinna (sailfin molly), 3057 nucleotides long. It is a transcript of the gene birc2, whose product is annotated as baculoviral IAP repeat containing 2. Gene Ontology annotation, molecular function: cysteine-type endopeptidase inhibitor activity involved in apoptotic process; ubiquitin protein ligase activity. The record is from RefSeq and is a predicted model, not a curated record. The coding region runs from base 797 to 2764 and encodes 655 amino acids. Gene Ontology annotation, biological process: positive regulation of protein ubiquitination; regulation of cell cycle; negative regulation of apoptotic process. Lineage: Eukaryota; Metazoa; Chordata; Actinopteri; Cyprinodontiformes; Poeciliidae. The transcript is spliced from 14 exons. Gene Ontology annotation, cellular component: cytoplasm; nucleus.